Messenger RNA from Coregonus sp. 'balchen', 1605 nucleotides. The record is from the annotation of a GenBank genome assembly. Lineage: Eukaryota; Metazoa; Chordata; Actinopteri; Salmoniformes; Salmonidae.
AUGACGUCAGAGGGGUUGAUGAGGGAGGUAAGGGACGAUGUCCCUGGAAAUGAUGAGAGAGAGGCGAGUUGUGAGAGGAAACUCUGGGGUGGCGUCAUACACCUUAACAGUACCUACCGGAGGUUACUUAACGUGACCCAGUGGAGAGCCUUGAGAUUUACUAUUGCGUUGCACCCCCUUUUGCCCUCAGAACAGCCUACAAGGUGUCAAAAGAACAGCCUACAAGGUGUCAAAAGAACAGCCUACAAGGUGUCAAAAGAACAGCCUACAAGGUGUCAAAAGAACAGCCUACAAGGUGUCAAAAGAACAGCCUACAAGGUGUCAAAAGAACAGCCUACAAGGUGUCAAAAGAACAGCCUACAAGGUGUCAAAAGAACAGCCUACAAGGUGUCAAAAGAACAGCCUACAAGGUGUCAAAAGAACAGCCCACAAGGUGUCAAAAGCAUUCCGCUAACCCAUUUUGACACCAACGCUUCUCACAGUUGUGUCAAGUUGGUUAGAUGUCCUUUGGGUGGUGGACCAUUCUUGAUACACACAGGAAACUGUUGAGCGUGAAAAGCCCAGCAGCGUUGCAGUUCUUGACACAAACAGGUGCGCCUGGCACCUACUACCAUACCCCGUUCAAAGGCACUUGAAUAUUUUGUCUUGCCCAUUCACCCUCUGAAUGGCACACAUACACAAUCCAUGUCUCAAUUGUCUCAAGACUUAAAAGUCCUUCUUUAACCACCUGUCUCCUCCCCUUCAUCUACACUGACUGAAGUGGAUUUAACAAGUGACAUCAAUAAGGGAUCAUAGCUUUAACCUGGAUUCACCCGGUCAGUGUAUGUCAUGGAAAGAGCAGGUGUUCUUAAUGUUUUGUUCACUUAGUGUAUCAUAAUCAUUUACACACAUGGUGUCACACAUACGACACAGCUGAAUUCUUGGACCUAGGGGGCACACUGCGCAAUAUCCUCCAUAUGGUCAGGUGUCAUCGCUGUCUAGUUCAUUCAGAUUGUCUCUUCUCCUUCUCACCCCGUCUCUCUCAACAGUGUGAGUGUAUCUCUGUGCAUGUGGGCCAAGCCGGAGUCCAGAUGGGCAACACCUGUUGGGAGCUGUACUGCCUGGAGCAUGGGAUCCAGCCGGACGGACAGAUGCCUAGCGAUAAGGCCCACAGGUAACCUUGACGACUCCUUCACUACCUUCUUCAGCGCCACGGGCACCGGGAAGUACGUGCCCCGCGCCAUCUUCGUCGACCUGGAGCCAACCGUUAUCGGUAAGUCUUUUCACAGAAGCUUUUAUCCUUUGAAAAACACUUCAACAUUUACGACACACCUGCUAAAGCAAAUCUCAGAUGUGCCAGUACAUUCCAUUUAUAAAUGUGUACAGAACAUCAUCCACGGGUAUCUAGUCUUCUCUCCAGCCCCAUAUAGAAAAAUACUGUUUUCUCUUCCUCCAGAUGAGGUCAGGACAGGUACCUAUCGCCAGCUGUUCCACCCUGAGCAGCUCAUCUCAGGCAAGGAGGAUGCUGCCAACAACUACGCACGCGGUCACUACACCAUCGGCAAGGAGAUCAUUGACUCCGUCCUGGACAGGAUCCGUAAACUGGUGAGAAUGCUUGAAGAAUGA